Molecule: messenger RNA, 1612 nt
Organism: Capsella rubella
Lineage: Eukaryota; Viridiplantae; Streptophyta; Magnoliopsida; Brassicales; Brassicaceae
Product: solute carrier family 25 member 44
Exons: 6
Coding region: 254-1228 (324 amino acids)
Biological process (GO): transmembrane transport
Source: RefSeq, a predicted model, not a curated record
AACCUCGCUUAAAAAUCGCGUUUGCGUUUUCAUUUUUUCUCUCUAGAGUGUGUGAAAUUAAUAUUCUUUCUGGCGACGAAUCCCAGAGGUUAUUGUUGAAUUUGCCUCCAAGAAAUCUGCAAUUAGAAAAGUUCCCAUUUCGCCGUCAUCGUCGUCUUCGUCUGCUUUGAUCCCAAAGAUGUGUUCCUGAGUCGUUGGGAGAUUUAGGUCAUUUCGCAUCGGACUCAGUCUCGCAGCAUCGGAGAGAGAAGUCAUGAAUACGCCACCGAGUUCUCGUGUCGCAUCUUUUGGUCAGACGGAGAUUAACUGGGACAAGCUUGACAAAAGGAGGUUUUACGUUGUAGGGGCUGGCCUAUUCACUGGUGUUACUGUAGCUCUGUAUCCUGUUUCCGUGGUGAAAACAAGGCUUCAAGUUGCUUCUAGAGAAAUUGCUGAGAGAAGUGCAUUUUCUGUUGUAAAAGGAAUACUGAAGAAUGACGGUGUUCCUGGUCUCUAUAGAGGUUUUGGUACUGUAAUUACAGGUGCAGUACCUGCAAGGAUCAUAUUUCUAACUGCCCUUGAGACCACAAAGAUUUCUGCAUUUAAGAUGGUUGCACCUUUCGAGCUAAGUGAACCUACACAAGCUGCCAUUGCAAAUGGAAUUGCCGGCAUGACAGCUUCUCUUUUCUCACAGGCUGUGUUUGUCCCAAUUGACGUUGUUAGCCAAAAGUUGAUGGUACAAGGAUACUCAGGCCACGCUAAAUACACUGGUGGUAUUGAUGUUGCCACAAAAAUCAUUAAGUCAUAUGGUGUAAGGGGAUUAUACAGGGGGUUUGGUCUGUCUGUUAUGACCUAUUCUCCUUCAAGUGCUGCUUGGUGGGCUAGCUAUGGAUCAAGCCAGCGUGUUAUCUGGAGAUUCUUAGGCUAUGGUAGUGACUCGGAUGCGACGACUGCUGCUCCUAGUAAGUCAAAAAUUGUUCUGGUCCAGGCUGCUGGAGGAAUUAUUGCUGGUGCAACAGCAUCCUCAAUUACAACUCCGUUAGACACAAUCAAAACACGACUGCAGAUCAUGGGACAUCAAGAAAAUAGACCUUCAGCGAAACAAGUGGUGAAAACUCUGCUAGCUGAAGAUGGGUGGAAAGGAUUCUAUAGGGGUUUGGGCCCAAGAUUCUUUAGCAUGUCGGCUUGGGGAACCUCGAUGAUAUUGACUUACGAAUACUUAAAGCGUCUGUGUGCAAUAGAAGAUUAGAAAGCCGCACUAUUGUUUGUUGGUUAUUCUCCUUCGACUAACUCGAGUAGAGGCAUCAACUCGAUUCAAAUCUCGGCUAUUGGGAGCUUCCUUCCAUGUUGACAAUUGGACCAUUCUUUCAAGUUUGAAGUCUGAGUUCCGUUAUUGUAAUCAUUCUUUCAACUUUGCGUAUUGGAAUGUAUUCUUACAGCAGAAGAAAUUCUAGAUUACGGUCUUCUGCAUUAUUAGCUUCUGGGAGCUAAAGAAGCUUCGAAACUUUGCAAUUACUUCACUGAAUCUUAUAAUCGUAUGGAUGUACGUGUUGCCAUAACAGUGAAAAAUUGAGCUGAGUUUUGAUGUUGCAAAUGGCUUUUCAUUUGCAUAAACUGGUGUUCGCAAAAAGUA